This is a messenger RNA of Astrephomene gubernaculifera, 1156 nucleotides long. The record is from the annotation of a GenBank genome assembly. NCBI's taxonomy places the organism in Eukaryota, Viridiplantae, Chlorophyta, Chlorophyceae, Chlamydomonadales, Astrephomenaceae.
UACCUUUUGUAAUAGCGUAUCAAUACUGCUCUAGCUGCACUGCACUUCUCCACUCAAACCAGGGCUUGUAAUUCGGCGGGGUGACAGCGAAGCCGAGCAGGACGAAAGGAUUGGGCCCGUUGGGGGCACCUUUAGAGUUUUAUACGACCCAAAACACUCUGACACACCCUAGACCACUUUUUGGAGGAUGCGGGAGCUAGGCUUAUCGUCGGCACCACACGGCCUGGGCUUUCCCUUCCCAGAUUGGUGGCGCAACCUUGAGAAGAAUGAAGGGCUGCAGACAUACAGCAACUAUGGGAUAGGAGGUGCUUACGGACUAAUUGGGCUAGUCGCUCUUGUGCAAUUGCUACGAUUACAACUACGGGUGCCGGAAUACGGAUGGACGACGCAGAAAGUAUUCCACCUCCUUAAUUGCUUGGUGUCAGCAAUGCGAUGCGCAGUGUUUUUCUUCAGACCAGCGCUAGAGGGGCUUCACCCUGUUGUCACCAAGCUCAUGCUGCUUGACCUGCCUGGACUGCUGUUCUUCACCACCUACACGCUGCUCGUCCUCUUCUGGGCGGAAAUCUACCAGCAGGCGCGGAACCUGCCAGCAGCGGCGCUGCGGCCCAUCUUCCUCAUCAUCAACAUCAUCGUGUAUGCCGUACUGGCCGGUCUCUGGGCCCUCACCACCUUUGGCAAGACCAGCGACGUGCAGGAGACCGCCUACACCGUCUCCAACAUCUGGCUGGCUGCCGUGUUCCUGUCGGCCGCCGCGGGCUUCCUGCUGUACGGCGGGAGGCUGUUCGUGAUGCUGCAGCGCUUCCCCAUCGAGUCGCGCGGGCGGCGGAAGAAGCUGCGGGAGGUGGGGCUGGUGACGUCCAUCUGCGCCGGCUGCUUCACGUUCAGGGCCCUCAUGAUUGCCACCUCCGCCGCCGACCGCAGCGACCUGGAGGUGGACAUGCUGGGCCACCCGCUGCUCAACAUUGCGUACUACUGCGCGGCGGAGAUCGCGCCCUCCGCAUGCGUGCUGUACAUACUGCGGCGCCUGCCGCCCAAGCGCAACAGCCAGGGCUACCAGCAGAUACCCAGCCAGUAGUGGUGCCGGCGCAGCUGUCUGUCCGUACCCUAGCACCUAAACCCUAGCACUUCUGGAGGAGGAGGAAGCGGCUGGCAGUUC